This is a messenger RNA of Musa acuminata AAA Group (dessert banana), 1205 nucleotides long. RefSeq lists its product as uncharacterized. The record is from RefSeq and is a predicted model, not a curated record. Lineage: Eukaryota; Viridiplantae; Streptophyta; Magnoliopsida; Zingiberales; Musaceae. The transcript is spliced from 4 exons. The coding region runs from base 167 to 682 and encodes 171 amino acids.
CCCUCUUUUGGUCUUCUUCUUUUUUUUCUAUAAAUCUGCCCCAAAUCCCUCUACCCCUCUCCUUCUCCUCGCCCUAACUAUUCGGAUUGCGGUCCGUUUGUUCUCUCGCUGAUCGGCGGGUGGAUUAGGCGUUGCGAUCGUAGAUCUCGAAGAGAUUGAGGCAAAGAUGAACCACUGCGCGAUGCAGCAGAACGCUUUCGCCGCCGCCUGCGAGGAGAUGAGGGCACCUUUCGCCUUCGUUGACCGGAAGGCCCCUAUCUUCUGCCCCAGGCCCCGCCGGUUCAGCCCGCUCGCCGCCGUCGUCGAUCCAGUCCGGCCCGUCCGUUGGCAAUCGAGUCACCAGUCGGAUUUCUCCGAUUCGAACGCCGGGGCUGACCCUCUCGAUAUAUUUCUCGCAAAGGAUGAAGAACUGGAUCAAUUAGCUACGUCACCGCCAUUUUUCUGCGGCUCGCCACCCAGCCGCGCUGCCAACCCGGUGGUCCACGACGCCCGGUUCGGCGAGAACCACCCGCCGGCACUUUUUGCCCCUUCACCACUAACCCUAUCCGGCCCACCCAUGUCUCCCAAGCAAGGCUGUGCCCACGACAAGUUCGGCGUCUUGCCGGCGACCGUGCGGGUUGAGGGUUUUGAUUGCCUCAACCGCGACGGUCGGAGCUGCAGCGGCAUCGCUGCUGUGGCCUAAACAGCCCUGCGCGUACCCACCCCCCAAGCGUCCCGAGCUUUCUUUUUGGGCCGCUGUGGGAGCAAAGAGGAAAGAGGAAACAAAACUCGACACAAAGAGGAGUCAGACAACCCACAAUUAGGUGCUAAGCAUAGCAACAAAACAAAAGCUUUGAGGUAAUUUGGAAGGCCUUGCAGCGUUCGAUGUAAUUGUACAUUUUUCUAGUACCAAUCUUUUGUGUAUGUAAUCUAAAUGUUUCAUGUGGAUACGAGAUGAGUGAUGGGAAGAAACAGAGAGAGAGAGAGAGAGAGAGAGAGAGAGAGGUUGAAGCCAAUCUUGUGAUGUUUUGUUUUUUUAUCCAUAUAUUGGAUUUUAGGUAUUGAUAGAAGUAGUGGCUUUUUAUCUGUAUAAAAAUUGUAGCUGGUUGGGUCACUCAUCGGUCAUGAAAUGUGUAUAUAAUCCUCAUGUUAAAUUAGUAUGUUGGAGUUAUGUUAUGUAAUCCUCUUGUAUUAUUGAAAGCUGAUGGCGGAUGGAGUUUGUUGUG